AUGUCUGGUGCUGAUGAUGGGACUAGCAAUAUUGCAAAAAAGGAAUUGAGAAGAAUACGCAUCAAAAACCUAAUUACUACAACAAAAGACCCUGUUAAAAACUUGUCAUUUGAUAUGAUUAAAAAAGCAUAUUAUAAAGAUGAUCUUGAUGAUUUUAAUAGAAUUGAUGAUGUCAAUAAACAAUAUGUUGUCGACGUUUUCCGUAUAUUCAAUUUAUUUCAACUUUCAGAAGAUGAAAAAGAUGCUGGAUUUUCAGGAAAUUUAAAUUUACCAUAUAAUAAAAGUAUUUUCCAUAAUAUACCAUGGUUCACCAUGACAAUGACAAGACCUGAAAUUAUAAUUAAUCCAGUAUUAGAUCCACACAACAAAUUCAUUUGUCAUGUAAUUGAUUCAAUUUUCAAGGAUGAAAAUGAUAGGAAAUCAAUGUAUGAUGAGAAAAUUAUUAAAGAGCUUAUGAAUCCUUCACAGAGAUUGAAUACAAGUAAAUUGAUGCAGGAUAACAGAGAUAUCGUUAUUACAAACUCCCAAGAGAUCCCCAUUGAUGAAAUCUCUAUGAUUUGUAAUGGUGUUAUACGAAAAAUUGAGUUAUUUGGAGAAAAGAAUGUUUUUAAAACUGAUUUCCUUAUGACAUGGCUUUGGGAUUACAGGUAUUAUGGAAAUGAAAAUGAUAAAUUUAAUGAUAUAAAAAACGAAAUUAUAGAAAAGACAAUAAAUAAUGAAAAAUUCAAUAGUAUGGAUUUAGAUUCGAAAAUGGCAAGGUUUUAUCAAAUCAUCAUGGAUUCAAGAGUAAACCCAAUCAAUGAGUAUAAAGAUAUAACUUUAAAAAUCAUUCAUUCUAUUGAGAAUAUAAAUAGAGCAAUGUCAGUAUUCUAUCCCUCUCUUAGAAUUCAUGAGGAUGAAUUAAUCAAAAGAUACACGUCAAGCAGAUCCAAUAACAAUGAAUCCAAUAAAAUUGAACAAAAUGAAUCAUUAAUCACUAGUGAUACAAAUUCAAAUUACAACAGGUCAAUAAUGCAUAUUCCAAUACAUAUUAGUUCAUUAAAUAACGGUUCAAGGCAUUCAUUAGUGGUGUUUGAAUCUAAGAGGUUUAAAAAAUUAAAAGAAAUUUUCAAAGAAUUUAUAGGAAAUUCAGUAGAAAAUCAAGUCAACUCUGAUAACUAUGAACAUAAACUUAUAAGAAAUAUGAUAAAGGAACUAAUUACAUAUAUGAAUGAAACUGGAUGUAAUAUAGGAAUUUUAACAAAUUUAUCAAGUAUAAUUAUUUUAGAACUGAAUGUGAAGAAAUCUAAAGUUUUUGAGAUUAAUGAACAAAAAGUAUUAGAUUUGAAUAUAAGAUAUAAAAUUAUGGGUUAUGAAGAUCAAUUACUUACUAUAAAUUGGGCAAUUAUCUAUACAAUUAUAAGAGCUGGUAAUAUUUUGGAGGAUGACUUGAAUUAUUUAAAUGAUAAAAAUCAAAAGAAAAAUAAGUUUGAUCAUUUAUUUAAACGUACAAUUACUGAAAAAUUAGAUAAUGAAAGUGUUCAUUACUUAGCAAAUUGUUCAGAAAAAUAUGAUUAUGUUUCUGAAUGUUUUAGCUUAAAGAUCUCUGAAAUUUUCCCUGACGGUAUAAAUAAAACAAAUGCUUUACAAAGAGGAGAUGAAUUCCAUAGUCAAGUAUUUAAAAUACCAUAUAAAAAUGUUAAAGAUGGGUUAGGUUAUGAAAUUGAUGGGGUUUCAUUAAAUGAUGAAUUGAUUUUAAAAAUUUAUCAAAUAGAUUUAUUAGAUUUUAAUAAGUUUGAGGACAAACAAAUAUUUAAACAUUUUCAAAGAGAAGUUGAAGGUUUGAAAAUCAUUGGGAAUCAUAAUGAAAAUUGUUCAGAUGAGUCCAAAGUUAUUAAUUGUCCCAAAAUUUACAAGAGUUUUAUUAUAAAUCUAACAAAUUCAAGAACCUGUUUAUCAGAGAUACAUGGGUAUGCUGUUUUAAUGGAAAGAAUCCAGGGAAGGAAAGUUUAUUCAGAUGAAUUUAAAUCAAAUUCACGUAUUGAGAGAGAAUUAGAUAGACAGCUUAAAAUUCUAGACAGUUUAAAAAUUUAUCAUAAUGAUAUAGCAACAAGGAAUUUGAUAUAUAGAAAAGUUGAUGAAAAACUCUUUAUUAUAGAUUGGGGGUUAUCUGAGAUUGUAUAA
Messenger RNA from Hansenula ciferrii, 2163 nucleotides. RefSeq lists its product as uncharacterized. The coding region runs from base 1 to 2163 and encodes 720 amino acids. Gene Ontology annotation, molecular function: ATP binding; protein kinase activity. Lineage: Eukaryota; Fungi; Ascomycota; Saccharomycetes; Phaffomycetales; Wickerhamomycetaceae. The record is from RefSeq and is a predicted model, not a curated record. Gene Ontology annotation, biological process: protein phosphorylation. The transcript has a single exon.